UAAAACAUUUCAAAUUAAAAAGCAGCUUGUCCAGGGGCUGGGUUGAAGAUAUUCAAUAAAAACAUGCCGAAUGACCGGAAUUUUAAGUUGUCCGUAAUUUAAAUCAUAACGGUAUAUACACUGCUGCUAUCAAGUAUGACUUCCAUUAAAUUUGUGAAUCCCAAGUUCUACAAAACUGUUGGUGGCUGGUGGAAGCUUUUCUUUGGUCAUCAAGGGAAUAGCCGUGCCGGAUUUCAAAAUUGAGUAGUUUUUUCAUCAUUUUUUUAUGCGAAAAUGGCUGAAAUGCAUGCACAACAUGUGUAUUUAUCAAUUACAAAGCUUUUCCAGUCCAGUUUGAGAAGAAAACAUGGAAAAUUAAAACGUUUUCUGAAGCGGCUCCAAAUUGUUUGGCAAACUGCUUCAGUCAGCCGCCGCCAGAUGCGCUAGUGAAAAUCUAAAUUACACUAGCAAGUUCAGACAAUGUACACCAGCCUUUACAAAAUUUCAAAUUCUUAUCUCAGAGAAAAACGGAAACAAUGUUUGAUUACCUUUCCACCUAGGAAGCUUUGUAGAAAAUAUCGAUUUAAAAUAUGCAAAUCACAAACUAUCGUAUGACAAUUUCACGUUGAUCGAUAGAUUGGUGCCGUGACCAGGAUUGUUGUUAAUUGCGUUCAUGUGUGACAGUGACACGGGUCUUUUGCCGUAGGAUUUUAACAGACAUUAAAAAAAACUAGCCAAUCAGUAUGAAAAGACCGCCCUAUAUCUUAUAUUUAUUUCCAUAAGCCUUCCUUGUUAGGUACAACUUUUAAUAUGGAAAAAUUCAAAAUGCACUAAAAUAUAUUCACAUUCGACAAAGGCAAGCUUUGUCUAGAUGUUUCAACAGAGCUCUCAUGUUUCAAUUUGAUAGGCAUUUUGUAAACACUUCAUCAACAAUUACGCAAAGCUUUCUUUGCUUACCUCUUUAGCUAAAACAAGUAGUAAAGUUGCACAUUAUUUAUCCAUUUUGAAUUCUCAUUAACACAUCAUCGUAACGCAAUGUCUCCACCCAAACGGAAGGAAAUGAUACAUGCAAGAAUCGGCCGAAGAGUUGACGUGUUAAUUGCUACUUAUUUCUUCGUCAACUCGCAAAACGCUUCGUUGAUUGCUAAUUGUUACCUUUGGGCCUUAAAACUGAUGUUACAUUUUCAGAUAUAAAAAGUAGAAACGGCGGUUAGAAGCUUUGCAAUUCGGCAUUUCUGUUCGGUGUGUCGCGGUACUAACAGGAGGAUGAUCAUCGUUGGUGGUGGCGAUCAUCGCGCAACGGCUUAGCCAUGGCCGCAAGCAGAUCGUGCUGGUGGUGGUGGUGGUGGGAUUUUAUACUGGGAUUGGUCGCCUUCUUCUUCAUUCCGUUCCCUUCUGUGGAGUGUGCGAUGACGCGAAAACAACUGAUCAACUCGAUGGACAUGAUGCGUUCGGCGUGCGCUCCCAAGUUCAAAGUAUCCACCGAGAUGCUGGACAACUUGCGGGGUGGCAUAUUCGCCGAGGAUCGCGAACUCAAAUGCUACACGAUGUGCAUUGCGCAGAUGGCGGGAACGAUGAACAAAAAGGGCGAAAUCAACGUGCAGAAAACGCUCGCCCAGAUGGACGCGAUGCUACCGCCGGACAUGCGGGACAAGGCGAAGAAAGCGAUCCACUCCUGCCGCGAUGUGCAGGGUCGGUACAAGGACUCGUGCGACAAAACGUUCUACUCUACCAAAUGUCUUGCCGAGUACGAUCGCGACGUGUUUCUCUUUCCCUGAUGGUGAUGGCGCGUCGAUCGUCGGCAGCAUGCUCGUGAUCGGUCCGGGAUGAAGCGAUCCGGCACCGGGAUUGCAGAGACGUCAGCAGGCAGCAUCAGCAG
This is a messenger RNA of Anopheles gambiae (African malaria mosquito), 1858 nucleotides long. Its product is annotated as general odorant-binding protein lush. Gene Ontology annotation, cellular component: extracellular region. The transcript has 5 exons. Lineage: Eukaryota; Metazoa; Arthropoda; Insecta; Diptera; Culicidae. The record is from RefSeq and is a predicted model, not a curated record. Gene Ontology annotation, molecular function: odorant binding; dibutyl phthalate binding. The coding region runs from base 1290 to 1757 and encodes 155 amino acids. Gene Ontology annotation, biological process: sensory perception of smell; olfactory behavior.